AGAUGUCAUUGUGCUCCCUUUUUCUCUGCUGUGGAAGAUGGUUCUUCUAGACCCGCAUUUACGUGAACUACAGGAGGUGUCCAGGACUGAAAUGAAUUUAACCAUUGUAGCCAGGUCUGAAGACUCUCAGGAACAGCUGGCUAAUAAUUCUGGAUAGAGAUAAGUUCUUAUAGAAGUCCUCUCCUCUGUCUGAUGACACGGGAACAUACAAUUAUGAAUCCAAAAGACUCACUGGAAGAGACCGAAGGAAGCUCUGCUCCAAUAUGUUUGGCCUGUGGCCAAAGGCAUCUUCCAGAAGAGAACCAUAUAUACACCUACACAGAAGAGGUAGAUGAUGACCUAAUCUGCCACAUUUGCUUGCAGCCUUUGCUUCAGCCUCUGGACACACCCUGCGGACACACGUACUGUACAGUUUGCCUUACAGAUUUCCUCGUGGAAAAAGAUUUCUGCCCUAUGGACCGCAAAGCUCUAGCUCUACAGAGGUGCAGGAAGUCAAGCAUCCUAGUGAAUAAGCUCCUCGAUAAGCUAAUGGUGAACUGUCCUUUCACAGAACACUGUUCAGAAAUUGUACAACGCUGUAAUCUUGAACAUCAUUUUCAGAAUGGGUGCAAAGGGGCAUCUCAUUAUGGCUUCACCAAGGAGAGGAAGAGGUGCCCCCCAGCGGGAUCUCCAGAUUUGAAUGCUGCUUUAACAGGGUCGGCUUGUGAAUCCGAUUUCUCUGCUGCUGCCACAAUUGCCUUAAUGACAGAUGAACCAGGGCUAAUUAAUCCUGCUUUCAAUGCCAACUUUGAGGACAUCCCACCAAGAACCAACUCCACCAAUCUUUAUAUAAGCCAGCAACCUAGAACCGCAACUUCACAAUUUGAGCGUUCUACCGUACGAAGCAGGUCUUUUAAAAAGAUAAACAGAGCUCUCAAUGCCCUUCGAAGGACAAAAAGUGGCAGCACUGUGGCUAACCAUGAUGAACGGGAACGAGAAAACAUUGAAAAUCUGAUUGCUUCAGAGGCAGCCUCUCCAAGGUUAUAUCAUCUCAUUCCAGAUGGUGAAAUUACCAGCCUUAAGAUCAACCGCAGGAAUCCCCACGAAGCUCUUGCCAUUCGAGUCGUGGGGGGCAGCGAAACGCCUUUGAUUCACAUCAUCGUUCAACACAUCUAUCGAGACGGCAUCAUUUUCAAAGAUGGGAGGCUACUUCCGGGAGAUAUGAUCUUGAAGGUCAACGGCAUAGAUAUCAGAAACGUGCCUCACGGCUAUGCCUUGUUCGUCCUGAGGCAACCUUGUCAAGUUCUCCGUCUGACUGUGCUCAGAGAGCAAAGGUACCAGUGUGUGAAUGCUAGACUUAUUCCUGAGGUUCCUUGCCACAGGGAUGAGAAUUUGCACAUUAUUCUGAACAAAAGCAACCCAGAGCAACAGCUGGGAAUCAAGUUGAUCCGUAAGGCCAACCAAGAUGGAGUUUUUGUGUUCAACCUGCUGGAAGGAGGCCUUGCAGCCCGUGAGGGGGAACUUCGAGAGAACGAUAAGGUUUUAGCCAUUAACGGGCACGACUUACAGCACGCAAGUCCGGAAUGCGCAGCCCAAUUAAUACAGGCUAGCAAGAAGCAGGUUCACUUCAGCAUUUCCAGGCAAACCAGGAGACAGACCCCAGAUAUCUUGCAGGAAACUGGCUGGGAUUGCCACGGUAGCCACCUGCCCUUCCUUGCUGACAAGAGUGUCCUCCAUGCAGUUACCUGUCACGAAAAAGUGGUCAUUGUCCGAAAGGAUAAUCUAGAGUCUCUGGGGAUGACGGUGGCAGGAGGACUAUCUUCUCACAGAGAAUGGAAUCUACCUAUUUAUGUUUUAAGUGUUGAACCCGGUGGAGUCAUCAGCAGAGAUGGCCGAAUAAAGACAGGACAUAUCCUGCUCAGCGUGAAUGGAAUUGAUCUGACAGGUGUCAGUCGCGGAGAGGCGGUAGCCCAUCUGAAAAAUGUCUCCUCAUCGGUUGUGUUCAAAGCACUAGAACUGAAAGCCUGUGAGAUCACGGAAGGAGAAAACGGGGACUUAUUGCCCGAUGCCAAUUUGAACCCCUCCAGUCAGAGUGAGUGGUCUCCUUCCUGGGUGAUGUGGCUUGAAUUACCAAGGUCUUUGUACAGCUGCAAAGAAAUUGUGUUGCGAAGAAAUACAGCAGGAAGCCUUGGCUUCAGUAUAGUGGGAGGCUAUGAAGAAAACAGUGGAAACAAGCCGUUUUUUAUCAAAUCCAUUGUGGAAGGGACUCCAGCAUAUAAUGAUGGAAGAAUCAGGUGCGGUGACAUGCUCCUUGCAGUGAACGGCAGGAAUAUCUCAGGAAUGGCGCAUGCCUCUUUGGCAAGGAUGCUAAAAGAACUGAAGGGGAAACUUACUCUCACUAUUGUAUCCUGGCCCGGCACCUUUUUAUAAAGAUGUGUUUCAACUGGAAACAAACGGAUUCCUAUGUACUUUUUUUUUGUAUCAAAGUGUAAAUGUGCAUUAUAUAAGUAGAAGAGUCUUAAAAUGCUCCAUAGUACUUGUUUGUGGGGGGUAAAAAAACUCAUGUCCUCUUAAAACUAUGGAAAGCUACUGGUGUAAAUCAAAGCACACAACAUAGAUAGGUAUAUAUCUAUGUUUCACCUGCUCUUUAGAUAAAGAAGGAAACAACUUUACCUAAUUUGAAAGUGAUUUCAGAAACAUCGAAAUAAUAAAAUGCUUUUCUAAUGAUUAUCCUGACAGCAUCUAUGAAAGAUGUUAGAAGGCUGGCUGAUGAAUCUAUUAAUUUUCCUUUUUGUGCUCAGUAAAAGCAGUCUUUUUUUAAGAUAUUUUUUUUUCUAAUAUAUUAUAAUUGUGUUUUAUUUCUACUAUUUAAUUAAUUGUAAUUUGUAAAGCCAGAUUAAUUUAAUUUUAAAAAGGACAAAAAUACUCAAUUUUGCAUGAAACUUUCUGAUUCAUGAAAUCAAACCAUUUCAUUGUUUUACUCGGUUUUUAUCCUUCCAUUCUGGGUUGGGCUCUU
Molecule: messenger RNA, 2995 nt
Organism: Pseudonaja textilis
Lineage: Eukaryota; Metazoa; Chordata; Lepidosauria; Squamata; Elapidae
Gene: LNX1
Product: ligand of numb-protein X 1
Biological process (GO): ubiquitin-dependent protein catabolic process
Cellular component (GO): cytoplasm
Molecular function (GO): metal ion binding; ubiquitin-protein transferase activity; protein binding
Source: RefSeq, a predicted model, not a curated record